Megalops cyprinoides (Indo-Pacific tarpon) is the source of this 4086-nucleotide messenger RNA. It is a transcript of the gene klhl22, whose product is annotated as kelch-like family member 22. The record is from RefSeq and is a predicted model, not a curated record. Gene Ontology annotation, biological process: cell division; proteasome-mediated ubiquitin-dependent protein catabolic process; positive regulation of TORC1 signaling. Lineage: Eukaryota; Metazoa; Chordata; Actinopteri; Elopiformes; Megalopidae. The transcript is spliced from 8 exons. Gene Ontology annotation, molecular function: protein binding. Bases 216 to 2090 code for a protein of 624 amino acids. Gene Ontology annotation, cellular component: cytosol; nucleus; Cul3-RING ubiquitin ligase complex.
CUAGGACGCACGACGCCGAACUCAGAAAGUAAACAUCCUGAAUGCUGGAGAAAAAGCAGCAACCGAAAGCGAAAUGCUCGGUGACUAUCACACUUGAAGCUACUUCAGAAAAUCCGGCACAUUUCUCCUCGUUUCAGCUGAGAUUGCAUGAGUUCGUGCGUCAGUGUGAGGACAGGUGUGAUGUGAGCGACAGGAGUUGGUGCCUGUGACCAGUGAUGGCAGAGGACAGGGAGGUGAACCCGGCGGGCGCGGCAGCCCCCUCGACGGCACAGAGUAGUCGCCAGACGUACCGCAGCAGUAACCACUCCCAGAGUCUGUUGGGCGGGCUCCUAGCGCUGAGGCAGGGCGGCAUCCUCUUCGACGUGGUACUUUUGGUGGAGGGCAGGCCCAUCCAGGCCCACCGCAUUCUCCUGGCAGCCUCAUGCGACUACUUCAGAGGAAUGUUUGCUGGAGGGCUUAGAGAAAUGCAGGAGUCCGAGAUCCCAGUGCAUGGUGUGACCUACACUGCCAUGGCUAAGCUGCUGGACUUCAUCUACACUUCAGAGCUGGAGCUGGACCUGGACAACGUGCAGGAGAUCUUGUGUGCAGCCACUCUGCUGCAGAUUCAGGAUGUUAUUGGCUUUUGUUGUGAUUUCCUUUUCUCAUGGCUGGACGAUGACAACAUCCUUGAGGUGUACAAGCUGGCGGAUAUGUACGGGCUGGAACAGCUAGGAGCCAAGGUGCACUCCUACAUUCUUAAAAACAUCCAGACUUUCUCCCGGACUCCCGUGUACCGCCAGCUCCCUCCAGAAAAGGUCUUCAGCGUCCUGUCCAGCGACGAGCUGGAGGUCAGCUCUGAGAACGAGGUGUAUGAGGCAGCAUUGCAUUACCAUUACACCCCAGAGCAGGUGGAAUCGGACGAGGUGUGCCUGCAGGACCCGCUGAAGAUGCUGGAGGCGGUGCGCUUCUGCCUGAUGGAGCGGCCGGUGCUGCAGCGGCUGCACGACCGCCUGAAGCGCUGCCCGCUACGGGACUGCGUGGCGGCGGCGCUGCGCUACCACGGGCAGGAGCUGUGGCAGGCCGUGCUGCAGAGCCCGCUCACCCAGCCCCGCUCCUGCUUCCGCUGCAUCCUGGGCUUCGGGGGCAUGUACUCGCCCGGGUCGGUGACGGCCAGCGACGAGUUCCAGAUCUUCCACCCCUCCUGGGGCGAGUGGAGGACCCUGACCGCCGCCCAGGCGCCCCGCAUGUCCAACCAGGGCAUCGCCGUGCUCAACAACUUCGUCUACCUGGUGGGAGGGGACAAGAACACCAGCGGCUUCCGGGCGGAGACGCGCUGCUGGAGGUACGACCCUCGUCACAACAGCUGGUGCACCAUCAAGCCCCUGCAGCAGCAGCACGCGGACCACUGCGUGUGUGUGCUGGGCGGGCGGAUCUACGCCAUCGGCGGCCGCGACUACAGCAACGAGCUGGACUGCGUGGAGUGCUACGACCCCCACACCAACACCUGGGAGUAUGUGGCGCCGCUCAGGCGGGAGGUGUAUGCCCACGCUGGGGCAGUAGUGGAUGGGAAGAUUUAUAUCACCUGUGGGCGACGGGGCCUCUCGUACCUGAAGGAGACCUACUCCUAUGAUCCCCUGGCCAACCAGUGGGCCCCCUGCGCAGACAGCCCUGUGGAAAGGGCGUGGCACGGCAUGGCAGCGCUGAACGGGCGGGCCUACGUCAUCGGGGGCAGCAACGACGAGCGCGGCUACCGCCGUGACGUCCUCAAGGUGGUGUGCUACAGCCCCGCCACAAACCAGUGGACCACGCUGAGCCCGCUGCCGGCGGGCCACGGCGAGCCGGGCAUGGCGGUGCUCGACAACCGCAUCUACAUCCUGGGCGGCCGCUCCCACGACAAGGGCAGCCGCACCAAGUACGUGCACAUAUACGACAUGGAGGCGGACCGCUGGGAGAGCGGCACGGCCUUCGAGGACCGCAUCUCGGGCCUGGCCGCCUGCGUCCUGCUCAUGCCCCGCUCCGUCAUCCGGCAGGCCCGCAGCUGGGAGCAGCAUGCCAAGGCCUCCUGGGAGACGGUGGACUUUGACAACUCCGACAACUCCAGCGAGGACUGAUCGGCCUGUUGCUCGCUGUGGAGGGGGGGCUCUGCGAGGGGAAUUUGAACUCGAGCACUUUCGUUUCCUUUCUGUUGCAUGUCGGGCUGACUGUAUCCUCGGUGGACCCUGCCUAGUUUUGAAGUACGGAUUUCGUGGGAGAGGAAGAAGGAAGUCACUGUUUGAAAUGCUGUGAAGUCAUACGAAAAUGCUAAAAGCUUGUGUGAAUUAUCUGAGUUAUGACAGACUGUGAAAUCAUUUAAUUGACUGCAUUGUAGGAAUCACUUUGGUCCAUAAUGAGACACAUGCAGUAGUUGUGGAAAUGUAAUUUCCUGCCAAAUUUUAUGAAGAGAGGUUAGGUAGAACAAGGGUCUCUGUCUUGACACAGAAUAAUUUCCAACUGAUGGAACAUUCUUGAUAUGUUCUUUUAAUUGUAUAAAUUGACUUUCCUAUAAUCUAUCAUAGUUUGAAACAAAGGAAAACAAAGACCAUUAAUUUCUGUAAGAUGUCUCCUCAUCAAAUCAGCACUGAUUCACUGAAGCCUAGUACACAUAUCACGAUUUGUGAAAAUCUCUAGGAAGUCUGUUGUAAGUUAACCUGACAUACAUUACAUCUGGGGAAUUGCAAAAUUGAGGAAGCAGGCGCUGACACGCCAUGAAAAUGUUUAAAUUGGGGAAUCGUGUCGCCACCUCAGAAUUCAGCAACCGUUUCUGAGCUGGAUGGUGCUACCCACUAGUUACUGAUGCCAGCCUAUUAGAUUAAAAAGCCCUUAGGACACACAGAGCAACACUGGGCUCUUUUUGUCAAGCUACCUGGCUAUUUCUUUCCACUUACAAGCUUCCGUUGUUUGUAGCGGUAGCUGUUUGCAGGUGGAUUAAAUAUGCCUUCAUGAUCUUGCCGCAGAUUAAUAAAUUCAUGUUCUGCGUGCACUUUUGGCACAACGCUCUCUCUUUUGCAUUUUGUCUUUUAAACUCUGCUCUGUGUUAUGGCUGGCUGCUAGCAGUCCCUCACUGCUUGUGAAAACCUGCUCAACAGGAAUGGGUGAGAAUAUCAAGACUGCUAGCAGUUUGUAAGGCGCUUUAAAGAACAGUUAUCCUUCCUCAGGCCCUGGCACACUUCGCAGUCUUAAAAGGUGUUAACCAGAGGUACAAAGUCAGCUUCCGCAUGCCAAGUUUCACCAAGAAUCGUGGGAAACCACAGCAAACUUGGGAGGCCAAGUAAAAGCUAAAUCGUAAAGUGUGUACUAGGCAUUAUUUAACAAGGACUUGCGUGAAAUGAUCAUGAUUGGCAAUAAUGAAAUAGGCCACUAAUUGCAUGACAUUAUGUGCAAGACUUGAAAAUAACAUUAUGUGUGUUCUUAAUGUUUCAUGUCCAUGCAAAUGCCAAUUGACUUUGAGCACCAAUAGGUGUAGUGAUGGACCGGGCAAUUAUGGGCACUAGUUUGGCAAAAUGAAGACAUAACACAUGCACUUUAAAUUGUUCUAGUUUUGUCUUAUUUCCAGGGUGCCUUAUUUAUUUCUACAGGUUCAUUAGUCCCAUAUCCUGAUUUGCAAGUUGAAUGCUGCACCUAAGAAGCCCUACAGUAUAGUCUACUCACACUGUAUCAGAACAAUCACUGUGAAUACAGUAAUAGAUAAGUCUUUUUUUCUUGUCUAUUUAGGUGAAAGUUCAGAUUUCCAUAAAGAAACUGGUACCAUAGCAUCAGCAGAGCUGUUCUCUACAAAACAGUUGAGAAAUAACCACAGGUAACAAGGAGAAAAAAUGAAAAAGAAUCAGAAUGUGAGGAUAGUCAGCCAUCCACAGACAGGUUUGCAGUGUUUUGUUCUUUUGACAAAGAGUGCAGUGCGAUCAGCGUGAGCUUGAGUGCCAGCAUCGUGAUGUAGGAAGGCUUUGUGGGAGAACCGUCUCUGUGAAUUUAUGAUGUUCACGAGAGGCCUGUGUUGCACCAUGGGAAGGAGAGGGAGGUGUCAGAGCAAGGAGGGUGGCACGUCGUGUUUAAUUUGACCCCCCCCCCCCC